Dimorphilus gyrociliatus is the source of this 2801-nucleotide messenger RNA. NCBI's taxonomy places the organism in Eukaryota, Metazoa, Annelida, Polychaeta, Dinophilidae. The record is from the annotation of a GenBank genome assembly.
GUUUUUUAUGUGUUUUUUUUUGCGAAACCACCAAGUUAUAAAUACUCACUUUAACUAAGAUUUGCAGUUGAAUUACAAUGAAAAGGACAAGCUAAUUGUUUGACAAUUUAUUUGCUGUCUACUACAGAAUAUUUAGAAGAAAAAUGUCAGACGAUUAUGUUUCAAUCGGGACAGCAUUGCCGGCUGUAAAUGAUGAUGAAUUUAUUCCAAAGCCAGUUAGAUAUCAAGAGAUGGUCGCCAAAGAUGAAAAAGGGCGCCGGAGAUUUCACGGAGCUUUCACCGGCGGCUUUUCUGCUGGCUAUUUUAACUCUGUAGGAACAAAAGAAGGUUGGGCUCCUUCUCACUUUAGCUCUUCGAGGGAGAAGCGAGGCGAACUUCCAGCAGCUAGACCCGAAAGUUUUAUGGAUGAAGAAGAUUUUGGAGAACACGGAAUUGCUCCAAGAAAACUAGCUGUAACUAAGAAAUUUGAUACUAAGAAGCGCAAAUCCGAACCAGUAUCGGCAAAUAAAACUGAUUCUCUUCUGCAUGAUUUAAUUGUUCCUGCUCAAUCAUCAAUUGGCGCUAAACUGUUACAAAAGCUCGGUUGGAGGGAAGGUCAAGGUAUAGGACCGCGAAUAAGAAAAAAAGUAAAGAAAACUAAUAAAAUCUACGGCUGUUCAAUGAACCCUCAGAGUGACUCUGAUGAUGACUAUCCAAGCAAUGUGACUUUUGCGCCAAAAGACAUUCCUCCUAUUAAAUUACAACCAAAAGAUGAUGUAAAAGGUUUAGGAUACAAAGGAGUGGAACAAAGCAAUCGUUUUGAACUUUUUCCCGUUCCAUCAAAGGAGGGAACGUCCAGAUCAUCUAAGAAAGGUAUGUUAGGUUCUGCGUUUGGUGUUGGAGCGCUCGAAGAAGAUGACGAUCAACCUGUAUAUGAUUUCGAUACUCUUGAAAAUUAUAAUAGCCAAAUUGGAUCCGAUAAUGAAGAAGAAGAACCACGAAUUCCUACAUUGAAACCGGAUGCUGCUGCCCCAAUGGAUUUUAUUGGAAUUAUGUUAGAGGGAUUUUCAUUGUCAACAAUAAAUGAAACCCAAGUCAAAACAUAUCCACCUCCAGAAAUUCCAAAAGGUUACAGACCUCGCCAACACAUUGUUGAAGUCAAACAAGAGCCUGCCGAAAGAGUUGAAGAGGGGGAAAAGUCUUUGGAAGGGAAACCUGCAGAGAAGACUAAAAUAACAUCUUUAAAUGCUCAUAGUAGAGGGCAUUUGCUUGGUGAAAAACCAGAAAUUAAGUCAGUUUUUGAUAUUAUACCUGAUAAAGAUAAAGCAAAAUUGAGCGAAGCGAUAAAGAAGGUUAAAAAUCAAGGGGAAACUAUUGAGAACAAAUCACGUUUUGAUAUAAAAACUCUUUCUAAUCGUUUUGUUAGUUCGUCUCAGAAAGAUGAUGAUGAAGAUAUAAGCAAAAAAGCUUCUAAAGAAACUUCAUCUAUAUCGAAUAGAUUUGUUACUCCAGCAAAAACUGCUGAAGUAAAGGAAGAAAAAGUUAAAGAUAAAGAAGAGGAGGCAAAGGCGAAAGUAGGUGUAGCUUCUGUGACAGAGCAAAGAAAUUAUGGUAUAGCUUUGUGUGGCGUAAGUUCUUUUAAACCGUUUUCUAGUGAUCCGGAGAAACAAGCUAGAUAUGAAAGAUUUAAAAAAGCAAUUAAUGAAGGUGUAGCAUAUACAGUUGAUUCAUCAAGUCGAAUGACAGAAUGGGAAAUUGACAGGGAAAAAGAAGAGUUUUCUCGAGCAAACCGACUUUAUGUACCUAUGUCGCGGAUGAUGUCGUCCAGGUUCACAACAGCACAGUAUGCUGAUGACGAAACAGAUGUCAAAUUGCCAGAUGCUAAUGAACAGACAGACGAAGAAAAGGCGGUUAAAAUGAAAAUGUUUGGUAGAUUUACAAGAAAAACAUUUGAAUGGCAUCCUGAUCGAUUAUUAUGUAAAAGAUUUAAUGUACCAAAUCCUUAUCCAGACUCCGAUAUCGUUGGUCUUCCUAAUGUAAAAAGAGAUAAAUAUUCUGUGUUUAAUUUACUUUCGUUUCAUGAAGGAGAAUCUCCUGCAACCGUUAAAAGUGAAAGGAAUGUGGAACAGCAAGAAGUUAAAAAGGAGAAGGUAGAAGAAAGAGGAGAAAAAAGUAAAGUUUUACCUUUAACUCUUGCUGUUGAUGUCUUUGAGAAAGACAAAGAAAGACGAGCAAAACAGAAGGAGGUUAAUAUUGCAAAGAACCUCGAAGAAAUUUCUAAUAUAUCUGCAAGUGAUAAAAAUAAAUCUGAGGAGAUGGAAACUGGACAUGAUAGCGUUAAGGAUGAAGAUGAUGAUAUUGAACCACUUCCUCCCCGUCCCCCUAUGGAUCUCUUUGCAUCAAUCUUUGGAGAUGAUGAUGACAAAGAAGACGCCCCUGAUGAAUCGUCAAUCACUCAUACUGUUGACGAAGUUAUGGAAACCUUUGAUAUUCCUGACAUCCAAAAAUCAAAUAAAAAUGAUACCAGUAAUGAAGUGACUAAGGGUGAUAGAACAAGAAUGAUGGAAAAGAGUGCAUUUUCAAAAUUUCUUAUAAAUUCAAAACCAGCAGAGGACAGAAAGAUCCCGGAAGAAAUUAAAAUAGUUAAAGAGCCCGUUGUUUACGAAGGUCCUUCCAGGCCACCACCGUCUCAUAUAUACAAAGCCCCUUCCCCUGAACGAAGAGCAUAUACUGACGGAGAAACUGAAAGUAAGAAACAUAAGAAGAAAAAAGAGAAAAAAAGUAAACAUUCAAAAAAGAAAAAACAUAAAUCUAAACAUUAG